AUGGGUAGCAACGGAGGAAUGGGUGCUAGCCACCGCGGGACGCCGUUGCCGCACAUCGAUGACUUGACUUCGCAGCCAGUCGACAUGGACAUGCAGCUACCUCUGCGCAAGAUUCUCGACAGAACCGAUGGCGCUCUCAAGUCCGCCGAGGCACUUCGCGAUUUCGGUCGCCCUGCUGAAGCCCUCCGCGAGUUCAUCCAGGCCGCCACCAUCACCGUUCGUCUGAUACCAACACAUCCCGAAUACGUAUCGGUUCAGGCUGGUCGCCCGGAGCUCAAGCGCAUGUACAACAACCUUUUAAGCAAGAUCAACGAGCAGCACCCUACAUUCGAGAAGAUCAAGGCUGCCAUUAUCGAGGAUAACAAACGGAGUGGUGUGCGGCCCCUGUCGCGCCCUGCGCAACCCGACAAUCGAAAGGAGUGGGAAGGGCCAGGAUCAGUGCCGACUGAUACGAAUGGAAAGCCGAAACCUGUCAUCCAGCCCAAGCCUCUAUCACUGCAGGGCCGUCCCACAGCAAAGAACGUCAGCGAUCUUCAGGCACGGUUCAAGAACCUAGGAGGCCCUCGUGCUUUCUCUGGACAGGACCCUCGAAUCAAAACCCACCCACACGCUAUCACGACGGAUCAUCCGUCAUUCUUCCAACCCGGCAUAAAUCAUACAGACCUUCCCAAGCCGCCACAAGCUAUCUUCAACCCUGCCACUGGAAAAACUCUUGAGGAUGCCGCUGCUGCCCUGCCUUCAAGCACCAAUUCAUUAUAUACUACUGGACCACCAUCUGUAUCUGCGAAGUCUGGGCACGCAGGAACAAAUGAUUAUUUUGGACCCGUCCGCGCUUCCACAGGAGACUCUUCUGUUGGGAAAAUACCCGCUGGAGGAACCUCUGAAGCGAGGACACCCCAACGGAAAGACACCAUGCCCAAACCAAAAUUCACGAUCCCUGAAACAGAGAAGAUCACCGUCGACGAACUGCUGAACUUGCAAAAGACUGCACGCGUGCUUCUCAUAGACGUUCGGCAACGCGAGGCUUAUGACGAGGGCCACAUACCAUCGCAGCACAUAAUGUGUAUCGAGCCAUCCACCCUCACUCGCGAAGACGUGACGGGUAGUACCAUCGAGGAAGCGUUGGUUUUGGCACCAGAGCAAGAUAAUGCCCUCUUCCGGGCGCGAGACACGUUUGAUCUCGUUGUCUUCUACGACGAAAGCUCAACGAAGCUUCCGAAGUAUGUAGCGAAAAAAGAAGACGGAGUCCUGUUGACGUUGAAGCGUGCGCUGGAUUUGCUUUCUAUCGGUAAAGAGCUACCUCACCCGUCCAAGCUCCUGGAUGGAGGACUGGAUGCAUGGACCGACACGUUCGGCAGGCAAAACAUAGCGACGACGUCGGACACUGGCAGCAUACCGCUCAUUCUUCGGAAGGCGCAGGCAUCCGUCAGGCCGACUACCAGCCGCGUGAAAUAUCCUGGGUCCAAAAAUAUUCCUCAAGGUAAAAUCGAUGAGUGGAAUCUGCGGAUUGGCAACGAGGAUCAAACUAUUCGCAUCAUACGCUCGCCCGGAGAACUCCUGAGGGACUUUUCCAGCACUGGCCAGCAGUCCAUGGUGUCGAGCUCGCCCAAACAACCUCCUCGGCCUCUCACAAGCAAUAGCAUGCCACAAAUGCCCCAGCGAGCCGCCGCAAAGCCAACACUCAGCGGCUUUACCGACACCAGUUCUGCCAGCACGACACAAGCCUUGGUCAGCAAAUCAAAGAGCGCUGGUCAACACAUGACUGGACUCAAUAACCCCCACAACUGGUGUUACGCCAACAGUCUGAUCCAGUCGCUGCGCCUGUCGCCUGGGUUCGGAGGAGAGCUGGCGAACAAGGAUUGGGAUAAAUUGUACGUGUUGCCACGAAAGUCGGACGAGAAGAGUGACCAUCCACGGUUGAUGGCCCGCAUCAUUGCGAACCUGUUCUACUGGAUGGCAGAAGGCAGCUUCCCUGUGAUGAAGGCACAGACAUUGAUGGACUACUCUCUGUCGCUUUGCAACGCCAAUUCCGUUCAGCAAUUUGGCAGCGCUCGCCAGCAAGAUGCCUCCGAGUUUAUGACCUGGCUCAUGGAUGCGCUGCACCAAGAGACGAAUACCAAGCGCGACAAGGAGGGUCAGGAAAAGUACGAAAGCCCCGACAUGCGUAACGACAAGUCCUUAAUACAGGGCGCCUCGGAGUGGUGGAACAAGUAUUCUGUCGCAAAUCAAUCCAUCAUUGAUCGAUACUGGCGGGGCGUCCAGGCUCAAGUGGUGACGUGCACCAAGUGCAACAACAAAACGCUAUCCUGGACUCCAGUUGACACGAUCAUGCUGCACAUUGACAGCCCCAAGCUGCAGACCCUCGAGCAGUGCCUGAGCCUCAAUAGCAACGAGGAGGUCUUGGAUGGGUACCGGUGCGACAACUGCCAGAGCAACUCACGCGCCAUGAAGGCUGUCUACUACCCUCGCCUGCCGGAGCUUCUCUGCAUCUCCCUCAGCCGCUUCAGCGUUGCCGAGGGCAAGGUCUCUCGCAAUAUCACCUGGAACCUCAACAAGCUGAAUAUGGAGCCCUACACCGCUGACCACCGUAUCCCCACCGAUCGGACUGAACAUCCCCCACCCCAGUACGAAUACGAAUGCUACGCCGUCAUCAUCCACGCGGGCCGCGAUAUCUCGUCGGGUCAUUACUUUACGUACGCGCGCGACUUGACUUUGGCUGACUCGAGCAUGUGGUAUAAGCUCAACGACUCGCGGAUCUCAAAGGUCGGCAGGCAACCAGAGAUAUUUGGCAACAGCAAUGACACGCCGUACCUGGCAUUCUUCCGGCGAAAGCAGUCUGGCUCCUCAGGAGGCAAGCUGUAA
This is a messenger RNA of Verticillium alfalfae VaMs.102, 2862 nucleotides long. RefSeq names its product ubiquitin carboxyl-terminal hydrolase. The record is from RefSeq and is a predicted model, not a curated record. Gene Ontology annotation, biological process: protein deubiquitination. Gene Ontology annotation, molecular function: cysteine-type deubiquitinase activity. The coding region runs from base 1 to 2862 and encodes 953 amino acids. Gene Ontology annotation, cellular component: cytoplasm. The transcript is spliced from 2 exons. Lineage: Eukaryota; Fungi; Ascomycota; Sordariomycetes; Glomerellales; Plectosphaerellaceae.